AUGAUCAUGCCUGAAGCCAAUGGCUUUGGGAAAAAAUUUACUCAACUACAAUUAUACGUUCAAGACAUGCUUCAUGGCCCAACCCCAACACCUAUAAACGUUGCCAUGGCCAAUUCCACGCCCUCUUCACCGACGUUUUUUGGGCUUGUUGCCGUUCUGGAUGACCCAGUGAGAACUGGGCUCAGUUUGGAUGCCGAGAUCGUGGGCCGGGCCCAAGGGAUGAUUGUCUUCGCCUCCAUAGCAGAGACAAACAUCCACCUGACAUUCGACCUCGUUUUUACAGGUGGAGAGUAUAAUGAGGUUACACUAGGAGCGUCGUUCAGUCAAGUUCUAUCCGAGGAGGACUACGUCUCAUCCCAGAAAACACAGUCACAGAGGGCGAGACAUCAACCCCCUGCUAACAUUGGUGGAGGUAGAAGACGUCGUGACCACGAACGACAACAACGCCCGUUCGAAGUUGAGCACGUCUGCGUGGCGGGGAACACGUGGCAGGUAGUUCAAGAUGACUGGACUGGUCUUUUGUUCAAAGGAGACAAAAGCAGAGCAAAUGAUAAGAGAUCAUUGUUGGCAUUACAAUUGCAACUGGUUCACAGUUCAAGAAGCGCAAACCGUUUUAUGACACGUGGCCUGCAAGAACUCAAGGCAAACGAGACCAACAACAUGAAUGUUGAUGUGGGCAAGAAAUUGACGAACAUGUACAAGAAGUUUGACCCGAAUCAAUCUAGCAAGAGAAAGGUACGGAGCGGGUCGGACCCUAUCCACAACAGGAGCUGA
Messenger RNA from Striga asiatica, 774 nucleotides. The record is from the annotation of a GenBank genome assembly. NCBI's taxonomy places the organism in Eukaryota, Viridiplantae, Streptophyta, Magnoliopsida, Lamiales, Orobanchaceae.